This is a messenger RNA of Anarrhichthys ocellatus (wolf-eel), 3071 nucleotides long. It is a transcript of the gene fsaf1, whose product is annotated as 40S small subunit processome assembly factor 1. The record is from RefSeq and is a predicted model, not a curated record. The transcript is spliced from 9 exons. Lineage: Eukaryota; Metazoa; Chordata; Actinopteri; Perciformes; Anarhichadidae. The coding region runs from base 151 to 918 and encodes 255 amino acids.
GUCAGGGGCAUUUCCGCAACUACGGUAGCCGUGCAGGAUCAACCAUCGUCACACGUGUUGACAUUCCAUGUUGUGAAACGGCUGUUGUCGUUGAGUCCCGAGAAUUAAGAACUAUUUUUGCUUUUAUCCUGUUUCUACCAUUAGCUUCAUAUGAACGGAAAGGAAGACGGAGAUUGUCUGUCUCUCGAGCACGUUUUGGAUAAACUUUACGAGUUUGAUGAUGGACCAGCAUCCAAAAAGAAGCUCAAGUCUCAGAAGAAGAAAAAGAGAAAAAGAUAUGAGGAAGAGGAAGAAGAGGUGUUCCCUGCAGCCGAGGAUAUCUGCAGUGACUCUGAAGACAAGCGAGUAGAUCAUGUUGGAGCCGAACACCAGCAGCAACAACCAAAGACUGAGCAAACAGGUCCAACCAUCCAGCAGGUGAGCCAGGUGAAGGUUGUAAUAUUUCAGGACCCCAGAAAGAAACAGAAAACCAAGCAGACUACAGCACCCGACAAAAUGCCUGCCCCUCAGAAGAUGACAGAGGAGGAGGAAAGCGGCCAGCUAGAAGAGCUCAACUUGGAAAAGACUCGUCUUGAGGUCCAUCGGUUUGGAAUCACAGGCUAUAAGAAGGAGCAGCAGCGUGUUUUUGAACAGGACAGAGCCGUCAUGCUGGGGGCCCGACCUCCCAAGAAGGACUACGUCAACUACAAGAUGAUGCAGCAGCAGAUCAAAGAGAAGAAGCAGAAAGCAAAGGAGGUUCAGCCGGACCUGAAGAAAAAGAAGAAGCCGAGUAAUCAAAGGGCCAAGAAGAAGAAGGUGUCCUCUACUUCUGGUUCCGGCUCGGCCCCCACAGGUCAGGUGGGCCACUUCAAGAAUGGCAUGCUGAUCCUCAGCCCCAAGGAGAUCCAGAAAAUCAAAGGCAACAAGAGACGCAAAUAGGUGAGCCUCCAGGAUGGAAAAACAUCAGCAGACCAGAGAAAGAACUGGCUUCCAAACGCCGUCAGUGACUCAUCUUACUGCAGGACUGUUUGCAGUGUUAUGAGGAAGAGCACGAGAGACGAAUACAACGUGAGCUGUGAGGCUGAUUUCCAGAGGACGGUGUUACUGGAGACAGACUGCAGAGACAGGAAUCCAAUUUACCGAUCCUCAAAAUGGACCCUGAAUGGGGCACGAUGGCGGGACGUAAAUGCACGACACCGGAGACCUUGGUCAAAUCAUAUUCCAUCACAGUUAAUUUAUUUUCUUUUUAUAAAUGACCCAAAAAAACAAAAGAAGACAUUUGCGUUUCUUGUGUUUUACACGGUAAAGGUUUUUAAAUAAUGCAGUUACAAUGCAUUUAUCAUAUACAAACCAUGUAGUACAAAACAUUUACAUUGGCAGGAAGGGAGGGGAUCAUAACAGUACAGAUGGGGGUAAUUAUCUUUAAAAAAAAGAAAAAGCAAUGUACACACAAGUUACUCCUGGCAGAUGUUUUCAUGUAGAAACAUACAUACAGACAUAAGAGAGUAGUUUGUCUCCCUUUUAUAAACCCUUCAUAUAUGUAAACGACUUCUUCACAGCCUCCAGACGCUGCGUUCGAGGUGAAAACAUUACAGAUUUAAUUUUGUUAAAGAGAAAACAUUAAAAGCUGAUGGAUUCUGAGCGGCAAUGGCGAAACAAGAGGUGUAAUCUGGCAGUGUGCGGCUGGGUGAGGUCACAAAAUCUCACACCGUUUCUUUUUUUUGAAGCAGCUUUUGUGUUAUUUAUACAUUUUAAAGAAGAAGAAACAGCACAAAGAAAUAUGAAGCUCAUCUGCAGCACAUUGUUUUAAGCUGUAAGCAAAGCUGUGUUAUGUUUAGAUUUUACCUUCUUUUUUUUUUUUUUAAACCUUCAACUCUUGGCAAUAAACCAUAGACAAUAUAUAUAUAUAUAACCAGGAGCCAUUCAACUUGAAGAGGGCAAUAUACAAAAGAAAAUAAAUAUGCAAUUAAAUAUAUUUACACACUUUAUAGAGUACAUAAAUCUGCAGUUCUUUAAGUUAAACAGCUUACAGCAGUGACAUGCUCUUUUCCCCAGCACCGUAUCUUGAAGUUAAAUUUAAAUCUCACAUUCAUGGGUGGGUAAGUGUUGGGGUAAAGGGACAUGCCAUACAAGCACUCUUACAAUAGCAUAUCUAGACAGGAGUGACUACAAUGUGACUCUUUUAAAAUAUGUGAAUUUUGCCACAAAAGGUAUUGUUUUGAUAUGAAUUUAAGAAAUAACUGUAUGCGGAAAAGAAAAGGCGUAAACUCAUUUUACCUGAUACACUGUCGGACUCUUUGAACCUCCACCUAACACCUUUUAGCUUCGAUUCCCUCCGGUCAUGAUUUCCUCUGCACCGUUUUGACAUCAACACAGCCUGCAGACAUGUAACCCCAAAUCAUCCAGACUCUCAGCUGAAGGAAAAGCAUCCCCUCUGGUUGUGUGAGAGAUGUCUCACUUUGCCUGUGGGCCUAUAAUCUAUUCCUGGUUACGGCAAAGUCAAUCUCGGGGGGGCAGGUUGCUCGCCCUGGUGUGGAAGGUGGGAGGGCGGUCAGAGCUGAGCAACCUCACGUGCUGCAAAUAUAGACCUUAGGUGAAAAGCUGGCAGUCUGGGGCACGUCAGGAUAAACUCUCCUUUGGGUGAUGUUUGCUUUCUGGGUCGGGAGAAACUGGUUCAAGUCCUGACUUUGACACUGAUGGUGCAUUCAUGUCAUGUGGGAAAGAUGGUAAACGUAGGCCUGGUUUCAGCUGGUAGACCAUACACACAAUGGCAAUUGAAAUUCUAAUAAAACUAUUUUCAGAUGGCUUUUAUUGUCUGGAUUUAUUGUUAGCAAUGAAAUGCUUUAUUAAAACUUCUUUUGACCACUGGGGGGCAUCAUAAACAAAGGUGUGAUAACACUAACGUCACCUUUUAAAUCGAUGUGGUGAACUUAUUAGCAAACAGUUGUUUAUUUACACACCCAGCAGACAUUUAGCAACAUUAUCAUUCAUCUGGAGCUGUGUUUUUGGCCAACAGACAAAUGAAGUGAAAAUAUCUCUCUUUUAGCUCUAAUUUUGGUCUCUACCAACUCCUUCGGGAACUAUCUGACUCU